This is a messenger RNA of Dendronephthya gigantea, 1021 nucleotides long. Its product is annotated as putative nuclease HARBI1. Bases 21 to 926 code for a protein of 301 amino acids. The transcript has a single exon. NCBI's taxonomy places the organism in Eukaryota, Metazoa, Cnidaria, Anthozoa, Malacalcyonacea, Nephtheidae. The record is from RefSeq and is a predicted model, not a curated record.
CAAAUUCUCCUCGAUUAGGUAUGGAACCUGAAAAACGAUUAGCUGUUUGCCUCUAUUACCUUAAAGACACAGCAACCCUAAAGAUGACAGCCAACGCAUUUGGAAUAAGUGUACCAACAACUUCUAAAUGUGUGAAGAACGUUUGCAAAGCGAUAAAAGAUCAUUUAGGCCCAAAGUAUAUAAAAAUACCAGCGGGUGAUGAACUGAUAGAUUCUAUAAAGCGUUUUGAAGAUGAACUAGGUUUUCCACAGGUUUUAGGUGCUGUUGACGGAACACAUGUGCCAAUUGUGCAACCAAAUGAAAACAGUCAUAGUUUUUUCUCCUAUAAGAUGAAAUAUACAUUGAAUGCACAAGCUGUUUGUGACUCGUCUGGCAAGUUUAUCGAUGUUGAAAUUAGAUGGCCAGGAGGCACACAUGAUGCCAAAGUUUUUGCUAAUUCUGGAAUCAACAGAGCACUAAAAGAAGGGACUGUUCCAAAAAUGUCCAGAUUUUUGCUACCAGGAAGAGAUGCUGUACCAUUACUUUUGUUGGGUGACCCUGCAUAUCCUCUACUUCCCCACUGCAUGAAAGAAUAUUCAACCUGCUACACAAAUGAACAAGUUAUCUUUAAUCAAAUGUUAAGAAGUGCUAGAAAUAAGGUUGAGUGUGCCUUUGGAAGACUCAAAGCUAGGUGGCAAGUUCUGACAACACCAAUAAACCUAAAAUUAGAGGAUAUCCCAACCAUAAUUUAUGCAUGCUUUGUUCUGCACAAUUUCUGUGAAAGACACAAAAUUCAAGUGGACAAUACUCUAGUACAGAGGCAGAUUGCAACUGAUGCUGAACAGCAACCUACUUCAUUUGUCCAAAGUAGAUAUUUAUGCAACACAGCUCAAGGAGUUCGCACCAGGGAUGUUAUCACUGCAUACUUCAAAGAAUAUUUAUUGUAACUUGUUUCUGUAUGUAUAUUGAUUUAGCUUCGCUUAUGAAAAAUGUGAAUUUGCAUGAUAUAUUCUAUCAGGAAUUCCAUCGAGUCUUUGAUUAA